GAAAAUAGGUCGGCAGCCACGAUAACAUACCCCGUUUCCGCACCGCCGGGACGGGUUGCUUAUCGCCAGUGGCUGGGAGGGAAUAUGGAUUGUAUCUGUUUCUGAGGAGGGCUGCAUGUGUUGCGGGGAGAGUAGUAUCUUUAAAAAGGUUGCGGGCUGCUGUGGCGUGCAGGUCCAUAAAGUCUAUCUCCCAAAGGCCCGGCCUCCAGAUCCCUUCCCACAGACAGCCAGACAAAAAUGGGCCUCCCCAAGCUCCGCCUGCGCGUGGCCCGCCCGCCCGGCGCCGACGAGGUCCGGGGCCGCGACGCCCUGCUGGACAACGAGGACCUGCGGCCCCUGCGCCUCGCCGACCGCACCUGGGGCUUCUGGACCUACUGCACCUUCUGGUUCUCCGCCGUCGCCACCGUCACCAACUGGUACGGCGCCGCGGCGGGGCAGGCCCUCGGCCUCGGCAUGUGGGAGUCGCUCGCCUGCGCCACGGGCGGGCAGCUCCUCAUCGCCGUCGUCAUGGCCCUCAACGGCCGCCCGGGCGCCACCUACCACGUGGGGUUCCCCGCGGUCAACCGCGCCGCCUUUGGCGUCUUUGGCGCCCUCUGGCCGACCCUGAACCGCGCCCUCAUGGCCACGGUCCGGAACGGCGUGAACAUGGUGCAGGGCGGGCACGCCGGCAUGAUCGGCCUGGCCGUCUUCUUCGUCGUCACGUGCGGGUUCCUGCUCGUCCCGGUCCCCAAGAUGCGCGGGCUCGUCUACGCCAAGCUGGCCGUCUUUGCCGUCUCGGCCACGGCCAUGCUGGCCUGGACCGUCACAAAGGCCGGCGGCCUCGGCCCCGUCAACUGCGCAACCUUUGCCAACAACGCCGCCGACUUCCAGCGCUACGCCAAGAGGCCCUCGGACGUCAUCCUCGGCAACGUCGUCGGCUUCCCGCUGUCCAACUUCCUCGUCGGCCUCGUCGGCGACCUCGUCUGCGCCUCGUCCCAGCCCAUCUUCGGCGAGCUCGUCUGGAACCCCGUGACGCUGCUGGACCGCAUCCAGACGGCCGACUACACGCCCGCCAACCGGGCCGGGUGCUUCCUCAUCGCCCUGUGCUUCGCCUACUCGGCCAUGUUCUCGUCCAUAUUCGAAAACUCGCUUCCGGCCGGCAACGACAUCGCGGCCCUGCUGCCCAGGUACCUCACCGUCCGCAGGGGGUUCUUCGUCUGCGCCACCGCCAGCCUGGCUCUCAACCCGUGGUACCUGCUCGGCUCCGCGGCCGUGUUUGUGUCCUUCAUGGCCUCGUACCAGAUCUUCCUGAGCGCCAUCACGGGCGUCCUGCUGGUGCACUACUACGUCGUCGCGCGGGGCCGCCUCGACAUACCCGCCUGCUUCACCGCCGACAGGGACGGGCCGUACUACUACCGCCACGGUUGGAACUAG
This is a messenger RNA of Gaeumannomyces tritici R3-111a-1, 1413 nucleotides long. RefSeq lists its product as hypothetical. Gene Ontology annotation, molecular function: nucleobase transmembrane transporter activity. The record is from RefSeq and is a predicted model, not a curated record. Gene Ontology annotation, biological process: nucleobase transport; transmembrane transport. Gene Ontology annotation, cellular component: plasma membrane. NCBI's taxonomy places the organism in Eukaryota, Fungi, Ascomycota, Sordariomycetes, Magnaporthales, Magnaporthaceae. The transcript is spliced from 3 exons. The coding region runs from base 238 to 1413 and encodes 391 amino acids.